CGUUCUGUUGCGUCCAGUGGGCCCAUGUGAGCUAGGCGUGGUUCGUGUAUGUGUCCGAUCGUAUCAAGAAAGUAAGCUUCGGAAGAUGUGAUCCUGAUGUGAAACGAAAGUUUUUGUGUUGAAUUAUGUCACGACCACUUUUUCAACUGCUCGGAGUUGACUGAAACGUGGAGCAACGAUAUUUUUUUUAACGGAAAAUGAAAUCUGGAAGACGAGCUGUGCAGCCUCAUGACCAUAUGCUAGAUCUGAGUUACAGCGAUGGAUAUUUUACUCUGGAAGGAAAAGGAAGUAGAAUGGAAGCACAGAUAAGCGGUAGUCAUAACCAGAAGCGGAGAUCGCUUCAUAGCCGAGUGGGAAGCAGGGCGUCAACCUCUUCAUUGAGUUUUGAAGCUUGUAGACGUCAGUGCUUAGAAUCUGGAAUUCUGUAUGAAGAUACAGAUUUUCCACUGAAUAACCGAGGUCCGACGAAGAGCAAAUGGCCAGUCGGUAUGCACGCAUCCGUGAUUUGGAAACGUCCUGGGGAAAUGGUUCCCCAACCGAAGUUUUUCACUGAAAUGAGUGUAAACAACGGAAGCAACACUGCGGGGCGACACGGAGGUUCUGGAGGUGCGGAAUCGGGUCUAGGAUUUGGCCCAAGUCGCAUUGCUGGCGUCGACAAAGGAGAACAUGGUAACGGGUGGCUGGUCACUGCGCUAUCUGCUCUUGCAUUGACUCCCCGAUUAUUGGAACGAGUGGUUCCACCUGAUCAGUAUUUUGACGAACAUUCCUACUGUGGCAUGUUCCGAUUUCGAUUUUGGCAUUUCGGAGAAUGGCUUGAGGUUCUUGUGGACGACCGACUGCCGACAAUCAAGGGACGUCUUGUUGGUGUCAAGUGCACCGAUCCGAGUGAAUUUUGGGCGUCGUUGUUAGAGAAGGCAUAUGCGAAGUUGUAUGGCGGAUAUGAAAAUUUGGAGUCGAGUUCGACCAUGAAAGCCCUGCAAGACCUUACUGGAGGCGUCGUUCAAAGCUUCCCCUUGCAAGCCCAGGAUUGGCUCGUGACGUACCAAGUGUUGAACUCCGCAGUGCCGCGUUCUACGCUCGUCAUUGCCUCGGUGCAUCUCCUGGAGGGCAAAGAAAGCAAAUGGCAGGUGCGUCUGAGGAACGGACUGAUAACGGGACAAGGUUACCUCGUAACCGGUCUCGCACGUGUUCGUGUCCGGUCGUCCGGCGGGCAAGAAAUUCCGCUCGUCCGGGUGCGGAAUCCCUGGGGGGCUGCGAGCAGCAGUAGCAAAUACGGUAGUGGCGGGGAUUGGGUCGGGCCCUGGAGCAAAAAGUCGUGGGAAUGGGAGAAUCUGCCCGAGAGGGACAAGCAGCUCUUGUCGCAACGUGUUCGGAACCCCGGCGAGUACAAUGCGGGCGGCGGUCCGGAUUACAAGCAGACGACGGCAGUGAACCCGCAGUUUCACAUUCAAAUACCGCGGUCGGGCCACACCAAGUGCCACAUGGUGGUGUCCGUGACGCAGGAGUACAAGACCCAGCUGUGCCACUCGAUGCGAGGCGGUCUUUUGGACAGCAAAAAGCUUCACCGGCACGACCUCGGCUUUUCCCACGCGCCGAGUGAAAACCUUCAGGCCAUUGGUUUCGCCGUCUACGAAGUGCCAGCCAACAUGACCCGACUGACGACCGGCUUUUGCGUCGAACAAGAACCGAUCGACGUGACGACGCAUUCAGUGGCCCGGGAAACGGCCACGUUUUUCACUCUGCCGCCAGGAAACUACAUUGUGGUGCCGCAAACGGCGCAGCCCAAUUCCGAGUCCCGCUUCCUGCUGCGUAUCUUCACCGACAAGCAGACCAACAUCUGGGAGGUCAACGAGGACAACAUGAUCUUCCGGCCCGUCAGCAUGACCCACUUUGAUGAUCACCAGGUCCUGGAUCCUCAGGCCGAGGGCCGCAACGUGCUGAACAAGGUAUUAUUCAAAUAUUGCUCGGAAAUUGAUGCCCAGGCUCUGAUGAAA
Notodromas monacha is the source of this 1994-nucleotide messenger RNA. The record is from the annotation of a GenBank genome assembly. Lineage: Eukaryota; Metazoa; Arthropoda; Ostracoda; Podocopida; Cyprididae.